GUAAAAGUGGGUAGUGUUGUCUGCUUUCUCUGCUCUUCCACUUCAUAUAGGAGAGGUAAAAGAGGAAGUGAUCGGUUCCAAACAUGGAGUCCAUGCCUAAGUGGUCGUCGUCGUCGUCAUCAUGCAAGGCCAGAGAUGAAACCCUACACAUAGUCAUGUUCCCAUGGUUAGCCUUUGGUCAUAUGCUUCCAUUCUUAGAGCUCUCCAAGCUCAUAGCCCAAAAUGGUCACAGAGUCUCUUUAAUAUCCACUCCUAGAAACAUCCACAGACUCCCCAAACUGCCUCCAAAUCUAUCCCCUCUCAUCAAUUUAGUGAAACUCCAACUACCCAAAGUCGACCAACUCCCCCAAAACGCAGAGUCCACACUCGAUCUUCCCCACCACAAAGUCAAGUACCUCAUGAAGGCCUACGAUCAACUCCAACAACCCAUGUCUCAGAUUCUCUCAGAUUUAUCUCCCCAUUGGGUAAUUUAUGAUUUCGCUCCAUAUUGGUUCGGCCCUCUUGCCUCCAAACUCGGCAUCUCCAGAGUCUUCUUCAGUGUCUGCGUUGCCCCUGCGUUGUGCUUUCUGGGUCCUGUACCAGUGUUAAAGCGCACGAGUGGUGAAGACGAUCGCACAACACCAGAGGACUUCACUGCUAAACCCAAAUGGAUCCCAUUUGAAUCAAAAAUCGGGUUUAAGCUCUUUGAGAUUAAGUCUUUCUUCAACGACACAUCCACCAAUUAUGCAAACGUCCCGAUUACAUUUCGCUUCGGAGCGGGGAUUGAAGCUUGUGAUGUAUUGGCUGUGAGAAGCUCUUACGAGUUCGAACCCGAAUGGUUGAAACUCAUGGAAGAGGUUCACAUGAAACCCGUUAUACCAAUCGGCCAAUUGCCCUCUAGUGCGUAUGAUGAUAGUUUCGAUGAAACGUGGUAUACAAUGAAAGAGUCAAAGUGGCUUGACAAGCAGUCUAAUAAGUCCGUGGUCUAUGUUGCAUUCGGAGGCGAUACAAAGCCAAGUCAAACCCAACUUACAGAGAUAGCUUUUGGGUUAGAACUAUCCGAGUUGUCAUUUUUUUGGGUUUUGAGGAAUCGGCGUGGUGUGGAUGACACUGAGGUGACCGAGUUACCAGAUGGGUUCGAGGAGAGAACCAAGGAACGAGGAGUGGUUUACACUAAUUGGGCGCCUCAACUCAAGAUACUGAGUCAUGACUCGGUUGGUGGGUUUUUGUCUCACUCUGGGUUGAGUUCGGUGGUUGAGGCUUUACAGUUCGGGAAGUCUCUCAUUUUGUUGCCUUUCAUGGCGGACACGGGGUUGAUCGCUAGGCAUUUGGAGGAGAAGAAGAUGGCAUGUUUGGUACCCAGAGACGAGCGAGACGGGUCGUUCACAAGAAACUCGGUGGCUGACUCACUGAGAUUAGUCAUGGUUGAGGAAGAAGGGAGGAUAUACAGGGACAAGGCUAAAGAGAUGAGUGGGUUGUUUGGUAACAGGGCUAUACAAGACAAAUACGUGAAUAAUUUUGUGGAUUACCUGAAGAAGCAUAGACCAGAGCUAGCUCAAGAGGAAUAAACAAAAAUCCACUGUUAUGUUAUGUUAUGUUAUGUUAUGUCCCAGAUUUCUGAGUCCAGAAUUUGCUGGGAAAGAAGUUUGUGUGGUAUGUGUUUACGUUUGAAAUGAAUAUAAGUUAUAAAUUAAUGUUUCACAAUAAAAUUUAGAAUAAAGUUUCAGGAAUUGCAGUUUUAUUGAA
Molecule: messenger RNA, 1725 nt
Organism: Camellia sinensis
Lineage: Eukaryota; Viridiplantae; Streptophyta; Magnoliopsida; Ericales; Theaceae
Product: UDP-glycosyltransferase 91A1
Molecular function (GO): UDP-glycosyltransferase activity
Source: RefSeq, a predicted model, not a curated record